Messenger RNA from Pseudozyma hubeiensis SY62, 1170 nucleotides. RefSeq lists its product as hypothetical. The coding region runs from base 1 to 1170 and encodes 389 amino acids. Gene Ontology annotation, biological process: mitochondrial respiratory chain complex I assembly; biosynthetic process. The record is from RefSeq and is a predicted model, not a curated record. Lineage: Eukaryota; Fungi; Basidiomycota; Ustilaginomycetes; Ustilaginales; Ustilaginaceae. The transcript has a single exon. Gene Ontology annotation, cellular component: mitochondrion.
AUGAUCGCGUCCACAUCAAGGUGCAUGACCUCUGCGCUGAGGUCACAUGUGCAGUCGUUACGUACGUCCACAGCGGGCAACGGCUCCCAUACUCGGCUCCUCUCAUCAUCCCAGACGAAAGAUGUGAAUUCGAGACGGAUGCUCUCAUCGAGCUCAGCGUUGGCAGCUCACUUCGACCAGUCGGGCGCGGCUGCAUCAUCAUCGAGCAGAACAGCUCCACCUGCAUCAACGCAAUUAUCACCGCUGCAAUCUCCUCAUACCUACCUUCUAGAAGAACUUGCCAGGCGCGACCACCCAUCCUACUUGGCACAUCACUUCUACCCCAAGCAUCUGCAGACGCACUUUGCAGCCAUCCGAACGUUCAACGUCGAAAUUGCUGGGCUCAAGGAUACGGUUUCCAACGAGCUGCUGGGCCGCAUGCGAAUGGGAUGGUGGAGGGACGCCGUUCAGGGAGCAUACCAGAACCGUCCAGCCAAGCACCCGGUGGUGCUCGCUCUGCGCGAUGCGUUCCAGGAUUCGGCCGUGCAGUCCAACGCUGCUGGCGGCUUGAUGCUCGACCACUUCCUGCGCAUCAUCGACGUGCGCGAGGCUGAUCUUAGCGACGACUUCCAAGCCCCUUCGCUCGAAUCACUCGAAUCGUACGCCGAAAGCACCUCCUCUCGCCUCCACUAUCUCUCACUCAACCUGCUCGGCGUACGCAGCGACGCCAUCGACGAGCUCUUUUCUCACCUCGGGAAAGUCUCCGGUCUCAGCCUCGCCAUCUCCAGCAUACCUUACCACACGCACCCACCCCCGCACACGCGCAACUCGAUCACGAAGGGUGCACGGAAACUCGUCCUCCCACGCGAAUUCGUGCACGAGCACAAGGUCGUCGAAGAAGACGUCUUCCGCAACGGCCCCGAAGCUCAAGGUUUCCGCGACGCUGUCUUCGCCCUUGCGACUCGUGCGAACGACUAUCUGAUCACCGCACGCAAGAUCAUCGACGACGAGUUCGGCGGAAAGCUCCCAGCCGCGGUCGUCCCUACACUGGUCGGCGUCGUUCCCGCUAGAUCGUACCUGGAGAGAUUGGAGAAGGCCGACUUCAACCCGUACGACGCUUCAUUGCAGAGUGGCAAACAUUGGAAGCUGCCUUGGAAUAUGUGGCGCACCAGUCGGAAACGCACCAUUUAA